Messenger RNA from Cloeon dipterum, 1700 nucleotides. Its product is annotated as kelch domain-containing protein 4. NCBI's taxonomy places the organism in Eukaryota, Metazoa, Arthropoda, Insecta, Ephemeroptera, Baetidae. The record is from RefSeq and is a predicted model, not a curated record. Gene Ontology annotation, molecular function: protein binding. The coding region runs from base 97 to 1644 and encodes 515 amino acids. The transcript has 8 exons.
UAAAUAACCCCACAUGGUUCAUUCCAGUCCGACACUUCAAAACGCCGGAUUUUAAAGUCAAUCUAAGAAGUAAUCUAAUUCGUUUAUUUACACAACAUGGGGAAGAACAAAAAUAAGAAGGGAAAGGGAGCUGAGAAGACUGCUGCGAAAACAGAAAAGAAGUUGUCCAAGAAGCAGAAAAAGGACCUGGCUGAUUUAGGAGAGGACGAUGUUGAGCAAAUUGUGGCGAAAUGCGAAAUGGAGGAGAAAAAGAAACAGACUGUCGCCGAGGUUGCCAUCGAAAGACCGGCCAAAAGAUCCAGUUUUGCUUUUGUAGCUCACCCUGAAAAAGACGAGCUCUUUCUCUUUGGCGGAGAAUUUUUCAACGGGCAAAAGACGGCAAUGUACAAUGACAUUGUAGCCUACAACCUGAACAAAGGAACCUGGACGAGCCUGGUUGUGCCCAAAGGCCCUGCCCCCAGGAGUGGACACCAGAUGGUUGCAGUUCCAGGAGGGAAAGGGGGCCAGCUGUGGCUCUUUGGAGGAGAGUUUGCCAGUCCCAGCCUGUCACAGUUUUACCAUUACAAUGACCUCUGGGUCUAUCAAAUCGGCGAGAAGAGCUGGCAGAAAAUCAACUGUCCUGGAGGUCCAUCUGCUCGGAGCGGACACAGAAUGGUCCUGCACAAGAGGCAGCUCAUUUUGUUCGGUGGCUACCACGAUAAUAAUAUCAACUUUAAGUACUUUAAUGAUGUUUACGCUUUCGACCUGAAAGACUACAAAUGGCGCAAACUGGAGCCUGCAGGCAUUCCUCCUGCACCGAGGUCAGCAUGCUUAAUGGCGGUUGCUCCGAGUGGAAAAAUCCUGGUCUGUGGAGGCUACAGCAAAACGAAGGUUAAGAAAGAUGUGGAUAAGGGACACACGCAUGCAGAUUCCUUUUUCCUGACUCCUGAGAAGGGAGACGAAACAGGAACAAAGUGGAAAUGGGUUUCUGCGAAGUGCGGCGGUGCUUCCCCUCUCCCUCGAGGAGGAAUGGCUCUCACCCCCUUGACUGGUGGCAAAGCAUUUGCAUUUGGAGGAGUGAGGGAUGAAGAGGGCGAGGAGGACCUGUCCGGCACAUUCCUCAACGACUCUUACUUCGUCGAUUUGGAGACGAAUGUCUGGAGAUACGUUUCACUCUCUGGAAAGAAAGACCCAAGUAAAAAGUCGAGGAGGAGGAGAAAGGACAGCGGUGAUGCUGACGACAUGGACGAUGAAGGAGAGCAGAUGGAGGAAGAGCCGCAGUCCGUGGUGACCAGCAACGACGGCAUUUUCAAAGUGACCAUCGGCCCGAGUCCAGCAGCGUCCGCCUUUGGUGGUAGCAACGCCUCAGGGGGAUCGGCUUCUUUUGCUUUCUGUCCUCCAACCAGAAUGUCCGCAGGCCUGGCGUUCAAGCACGGAAAGGCCUAUUUAUUCGGCGGACAGUUUGAGGAAGGAGAUCGGCAACUCACUUUUUGCGACUUGUACAGUUUAGAUGUUCAUAAAAUGGACGAGUGGCAAACUGUCCUGCCGAAUGAGGUGUCGCCAGAUGAUUGGCUUGAUUCAGGCAGCUCAUCUGAUGAUGAUGAUGACUCUGAAGAUGAUGAUGAAGGGGAAGAUAGCGAGGAAUCACCAAUGGAUACCGAUUAGGAUUUUUUAUUUUUUAAUAAAUUGGAAAUAUAAAACAUCAAAUUUAUUUUCUCAAA